Messenger RNA from Pocillopora meandrina, 1205 nucleotides. The record is from the annotation of a GenBank genome assembly. NCBI's taxonomy places the organism in Eukaryota, Metazoa, Cnidaria, Anthozoa, Scleractinia, Pocilloporidae.
UGUGGCAAGAGCGAAAUCUGCAUCGUAGACAUUCGAACCAACAGUGCACGAUGCAUUUGCAAGGAUGGUUACAAAGGAAAGCCCUGUGGCAAGUGGAAAUAAUAAUGACAAUAAUGUUGCAAAGAAAAAAAGCAAAGAAAACCGGCACAAUAGUGCUUUCACUGCUCGAACUUAGAAAUUUCACACCUCGAGCACUAACUGUACACAACUUCUGUAUUUUUUGAUCAACUCCUCCUCUCAAUAAAUUUUCUUUGUGGUUGUAGUUGUUUUUGUUGAUGGUGUUUUACGAACGUAAUGAUCAUCCAUCAUCUAGAGAAACACUACUCCCCAUGACUAGCUGAAAAUAAAUGACUUCUACUAUAGUCCAAGCGUACCAUUCAAAUCAACUUUUUCGUCAACCAACAGAGCCCAUCCCUAAAAGUUGUGCUCUACUUUAUCAAGAUGGUGUCACAUCAAGCGGCGUGUACACUAUUAAUCCAGAUGGCGGAAAUGCCAUGCAAGUGUUGUGUGACAUGACCACGAACGGUGGAGGUUGGACUGUUUUUCAGAGACGUUUGAACGGCUCUGUUGAUUUCUAUCGAGAUUGGUCGUCCUACAAAAAUGGCUUCGGAGAUUUGAAGGGCGAGUUCUGGCUUGGAAAUGACAAUCUUCAUCGCUUAACAGCCGCUGUUAACGUUUCGUUGAGAGUUGACCUGGAGGACUUCGAAGGUAACAUCACAUACGCUGAGUAUGCGACAUUUAAGGUGGCGGACCAAGCAGAUAAAUACCGAAUUGUAAUUGGUGGAUACAGUGGGACAGCCGGCGACGGUAUGAAUAAACAAAGGUAUAAUAAACAGUAGUUUAGAAUUGAGGUUGUUGAAAGUAAAAUGUCCGAUAAGUUGCAAGCAAACAUUUUUAUAUCUAUUCGUUUCGAGACUUGUACGAGUAAAGAGAUGGAAUCCAAGAUUUGCAAACCGUAUUUUAUGGUGUUAACUUUUUGUAGUGACAUGCAGUUCUCCACAAGAGAUAGUGACAACGACAUAAAUCCGGACGGCAGCUGUGCUCAGCAGUUCAAAGGCGCCUGGUGGUAUAGUUACUGUCAUCAUUCCAAUCUAAACGGGUUGUAUCUCAAUGGAAGUCACUCCUCAAUGGCUGAUGGCGUCAACUGGAUUCCUUUUAAAGGAUAUUACUACUCACUGAAACGUACAGAAAUGAAAGUAAAGUAG